AUGAAUAGCCCUGUUACUUUCAUGUUGCAAUCUAUUAAACAAGGCACUUUGACUGGACAAUUUGGAACGGUGGGAGGAUACUUUGCAAAUUUCCUCAGGUGGUAUUGUGUUCCGGAGGGUAAGAACUCUGCAACCGAGGAGCGUCACAUAGGAAAGGUGAUUAUGCAAGCCUUAAUCUUCUCUUCAACUACUUCAUCAACACCUUGCCUACAACCCAAAGAAAUACCUGGCUUGGCAAGCUUCAAGGGUAGAGUGGCUACUGUGCGAACAUUUUAUCAAAACUGGUGCUGCCAAGGAACAGCUUCUCAUGAAGGAUGGGCUCUCACCAGAGCCGUGAUCAUUGAAUAUGUGACUCAUGCAAGCACCUGUACGGAUGUAGAUUUACUUGCAUGCCUGUCAACAAGUGUGAUGGUGAAUUAUCUUUUGUCUCAACAUAUCUCCUUGGAGGGUGAGGGUUACAAGGGGGGCCCAUAG
Molecule: messenger RNA, 474 nt
Organism: Melampsora larici-populina 98AG31
Lineage: Eukaryota; Fungi; Basidiomycota; Pucciniomycetes; Pucciniales; Melampsoraceae
Exons: 2
Coding region: 1-474 (157 amino acids)
Source: RefSeq, a predicted model, not a curated record